This is a messenger RNA of Papaver somniferum (opium poppy), 1761 nucleotides long. RefSeq names its product flavonoid 3',5'-hydroxylase 1-like. NCBI's taxonomy places the organism in Eukaryota, Viridiplantae, Streptophyta, Magnoliopsida, Ranunculales, Papaveraceae. The coding region runs from base 1 to 1590 and encodes 529 amino acids. The transcript has 2 exons. The record is from RefSeq and is a predicted model, not a curated record. Gene Ontology annotation, molecular function: heme binding; oxidoreductase activity, acting on paired donors, with incorporation or reduction of molecular oxygen; iron ion binding.
AUGGAGGCAUGGUUAUGGUUAUUGGAAGCCAAGAAUCCCAACAAUGAACUCACUCGCGCAUUAUUUACAAUUUCUAUCAUCUUAACUGCAAUUUCGUGCUACUUAUGGGUUCUUAAGAAACCAGUUGAUCGGAAUUCUAGGUUGCCACCGGGUCCUCUAGGUUUACCUAUAGUAGGAAACAUCCCAUUCAUUGAUCCAGAGUUACAUAAGUAUUUUGCCAAGUUAACCAACAAAUAUGGACCCAUAUUUAAGCUCAAAUUAGGUAGCAAACUUGUCAUUGUUUUGGGCUCACCGGAACUAGCUGAAGUUGUCAUGAAAGAACUCGACUCGACGUUUGCAAACCGUGAUCCUUCGGUAGCAGCGAAGUCAUAUAGCUACGGUGGUGCCGACAUGACAUUUACGAAUUAUGGUCCACACUGGCGAAAUGUACGUGCAUUAUGCGUCAAAGAGAUUUUUAGUAAAAACACCCUCGAUUCAUUCUCAACUCUUCGACGGCAGGAAAUUCGAAGAACCUUAAGAAGUGUGUAUUCAAAAGUUAACACAACAGUCAACAUAAGGCAAGAAAUGUUUCUCACCAUGCUUAAUGUGAUAAUGAGCAUGAUGUGGGGUGGUACAUUUGGUGACGAGGAAAGGAAUAAAAUUGGGCUCGAAUAUGGCCGUGUAGCAGGAGAAGUGAUCGAUUAUUUAGGGAGAACUAAUAUUUCUGAUUUCUUUCCUGUUCUAGCAAAGUUUGAUUUACAAGGUGUAGAACGGCGAUUGAAAGAGCUUAUUUCAUGGUUAGAUCCAUUCUUCGACUCAAUUAUUAAUAAAAGGGUGGAGAUGGAUCGCGAGUUAAAGACAAAUGGAGAUCAAGAUGCUACGAAGAAGGAAUUCAAGGAUUUCCUACAGGUCUUUUUACAGCUCCCAGACCAAGGAAAAUCUAAAACUCCUUUUACCACAACCAACCUUAAGGCUUUGUUCAUGAGCUUGGCGGUUGGCGGGACAGAUACAACCGGGGUGACAGUAGAAUGGGCAAUGGCCGAGUUGAUUAAACAACCAAGGAUAAUGAAAAGAGCCCAAGAAGAGUUGGACACUGUUGUAGGGAGAAACAACAAUGUAGAAGAAUGUCAUAUAUCCAAGUUACCGUAUUUGGGUGCAGUCGUCAAAGAAACACUUCGUUUACAUCCCUCAGUACCGCUCUUGGUUUCCAGGUGUCCAAGUUCGACCUGUAACGUGGGAGGUUAUGCAAUCCCGAAAGGAGCCCAAGUUCUUGUCAAUGCAUGGGAAAUUCAAAGAAACCCUGAAUAUUGGGCUAAUCCAUUAGAAUUUCGACCAGAGAGGUUCUUGCAAAAUAGCGACAAAUCAGAUUUUAUCGGAAAUGAUUUCCGAUAUAUUCCAUUUGGUGCCGGCAGAAAGGGAUGUGUAGGUAUUCCUUUAGUAGAGAGGAUAUUACCGUAUACACUAGCUUCUCUGCUGCAUUCAUUUGAAUUGAAAAUGCCAGAAGGUGUCGAGAUUGAUCUUUCAGAGAAAUUUGGCAUUGUGUUGAAGAUAAGCACACCCCUACAUGCAAUCCCAUUGCCAAGAUUGUCUGAUCCAAGCCUCUAUGUUUAGACUGUAUAUACUAGCUACAUUGUUCUGCAUGAAUAACUACUUCCCAAAUGCUUAAUUUUGAAGCGUACAUAUGCUCAGUUCUAAUUGUAAUAUAAAAAUUAUAAUCAUGUUCUUGUACAGUAACCGUCUAGUAUACUGUUACUACAUUCAUCUAGUAAACUGUUAGUUUCU